AUGCGCUGUCUGAGACAGACACAGCAGCAGCAGCAGCAGCAGCAGCAGCAGCAGCAGAGCGACGCCGCAAUCUAUUGCUUAUCUAGCGCUUAUGCUGUAUUGAGAGAAGCAGCAAAAUAUAAAUUAAAAUAUAUUGCUUCAUCACCAGCUGUCUCCUCUUCUGCUGCAGGAGACAGACACACCAGCACCAGCAGCAGCAGCAGCAGCAGCAGCAGCAGCAGCAGCAGAGCGACGCCGCAAUCUAUUGCUUAUCUAGCGCAUGCAGUUGCUGCAGCAAAAGCAGCAGACAAGGAUUUCUGCCGUUUGAUAGAAAGACAAGCGGUGCUGCUGCUGCAGCAGCAGCAGCAGCAGCAACCGCAGCAGCAACAGCAGCAGCAGCAGCAGCAGCAGAAGCAAAAGCAGCAGCAGCAGCAGCAGCAGCAACGACCGCAGCAGUUUUCUUCUUUUUCUCUGUCUCUCCUCGCACGAGCAGCUGUCUCCUUGCAGCUAAAGAGUAAACCCUUUUGGUUGCUGCUGCAGCAGCAGGCAGCAGCAAGGGCCCCCCACAUGCCUAUCGAUUGUCUCCUUUGUCUCCUUUCUUCUGUAUCUAGGGGGGCCCCCCCUGCUGCUGUCUCUGAUUUGUUUAUUCGUGCUGCUGUGCUGCAGCUGCGGGUAAACAUUGUCUCUCUUUCUGCUGUCUCUCUGUCUCCUUUUGUUGCUGCGCUGCAGCAGCUGCGGUGGCGAGACACCAGGCUGCUGCAGCAGCUGAGCAGGUUGCUGCUGCAGCACAUCAGCAGCACCAGCAGCAGCAACAGCAGCAGCAGCAGCAGCAGCAGCAGGGGAGAACUGUCUCCUUUUUCUUUGUGUUCUCUUUUUCUGGGUUUUGUUUCUCUUUCUUUUAGGGAGUUUCAGGUGUAUAGGCAGCUCGGAAAAGAAAUAUAUAAACGCAUGCACGAGCUCAAGCAGCAGCAAGCAGCAAACGUUAUUUAUGCUGUUAUGCUUAUACACCACCAACUUAUUAUAAUACCCCACCAGCAGCAGCAGCAGCAGCAGCAGCAGCAGCAGCAGCAGCAGCAGCAGCAGGUGCUGCUGCAGCAGCAGCAGACAGAGGAGGAAGACGAGGAUAUAACAGCAGCUCUAAGUCUACGACAAGAACAGCAGCAGCAGCAGCAGCAGCAGCAGCAGCAGCAGCAGCAGCAGCAGCAGGAGGAGCAGCAGCAGGAGCUGCUGCAGCACGGGGAGAGUGACAUUCGAGUGUUUGAUGCCACACAACUCCUUAAAGAAGCAAAGCUAAAGCAGCAGCAGAAGCAGCAGCAACAGCUGCUGCUGCAGCAGCAGCAGCAGCAGCAGCGGGAAGAGGAGGAGGAGAAGAAGGAACAGCAGCAGCUGCUGCUGCUGCAGUAG
Eimeria mitis is the source of this 1383-nucleotide messenger RNA. RefSeq lists its product as uncharacterized. The coding region runs from base 1 to 1383 and encodes 460 amino acids. Gene Ontology annotation, biological process: regulation of DNA-templated transcription. Gene Ontology annotation, cellular component: RSF complex. Lineage: Eukaryota; Apicomplexa; Conoidasida; Eucoccidiorida; Eimeriidae. The record is from RefSeq and is a predicted model, not a curated record. The transcript has 4 exons.